ACUGAAUGUAGAGUAAAGUGCUUUGGGGUCCAUAGGGACUAAGUAAAGCGCUAUACAAAUACAGGCCAUUUACCAUAUAGUAUCAUCAGCACAAAGCAGUUAUUAUCAAUAUGUCCUGAAACACAUUUCACACAGUUUUACUCUACUCACCUUAAACUAUAAGUUAUCUAUUUCCUUCCAAUCUACAUCACUUCUUUUUUUUUACUGGACAUGACAAUAUAACGACAAUUAAAACCAUAAAAAAGAAUCUUACUCAGUACUGGUGUAAACUUUUAAAAAACCCUAACACAGAGAAAAAAAGUCUUUCUUGAGUCAAUCAGAUGAGAAGAGACAAUGGCGUGUUUGUUUAUAGUAUUGUUUCAUAGAUGGGUGUCCUUGCUGGAUUCCGGGAAAGGAACAAAACUUCCUCUGCUGCAGUCGCAGUCUCAGUGAAAGCAGACAGGCUCUCGGCGUGAGUGCAUCAUGGAGAGACCUGUUGCGGUGUCGGUGCGCAGGAGUCCCUCACUACCAGAUUACAACACCUCGACCUCCACCUUGGCCUUUGACCAGCAUUUCACUACAACUCUCAAAGGAAUUCUCCUCCAGGCUGAGAUAAUAUGUGGCAUGUUAGUGUGGAUUCUGGUUGGGGGUACAGACUAUUUUCAUCUGCCUGCUCUCUGCUGGGUGAUGUUUCUUUCCAUCUUGUUCUGGAUUCUAACAGUUAGCCUGUUUAUAAUUUACCUCACUGGAGUCCACAACAGGAUACCACAGGUCCCCUGGACCACACUGUCACUGUGCAUUAAUUGCAUUGCUACUGCACUAUAUCUUGUGACAGCAGUAGUAGAUGCUCUCUCCGUCAACCAGGACGUCAGGGGGCGACACAACUAUAACUGCUGGGCGGCAUCAGCGCCGUGCAACCAGUGGUCUACAUACAAGCAGUUUGAGAAGAUAAAGCAGUGA
This is a messenger RNA of Neolamprologus brichardi, 939 nucleotides long. NCBI's taxonomy places the organism in Eukaryota, Metazoa, Chordata, Actinopteri, Cichliformes, Cichlidae. The record is from RefSeq and is a predicted model, not a curated record.